AAGUCCACAGAGCUGAACUGCAAACAAGGAGCCAUUAUUUACAGCCGCCCCAUCCCACAGACACACAGAGGCGGACUGAGCUACGGGGCUACUGCAGCUUUGCUUCUUCUCACCGCGGAUAACUCUACGCCAUAAUGUUGAGGAAACCUGUGGUGAACAUCUGUCUGCAGCUGGGCCGCCGCAGACAUGAGGGGCUCUUGGGGGCCGCGGCGGGGCUGCAUGGGGCCCCCCAGCGAAGGCAGACCUCCACGGCCAGCGGCGGCACCGUGAUGGGCGUCAGCAAGCAGAAAACAAUAGAUGACCUGGGCGGACCGAGCUUCGCCACCACUUUAUACUGGCUCUUUGUGAAGGGCUACUUUCAAACAACGCAGCAAAUGCAGAUUGAGCACAAGAAGAUCUACGGAAACCUGUGGAAGUCUAAAUACGGCCCGUUGAUUGUGGUGAAUGUGGCCAGUGCUGAGCUCAUAGAGCAGGUUUUAAGGCAGGAGGGCAGACACCCCAUCCGUACCGAAAUGCCCCACUGGAGGGGCUACAGAGAACUGAGGAACAAGGCCCACGGCCCCCUAACAGAGAUGGGAGCCAAGUGGCAGAGGAUCCGCAGCAUCCUCAACCCUCGGAUGCUGAAGCCCAAACACGUCUCUUCAUACUCUAACACCAUCAACGAAGUGGUGACGGACUUCAUCCGCCGCGUGGCCUGGCUGAGGGAAACCAGCGGACAGGGGGUCAUGGUGAAUGACCUGACGGAGGAGCUCUAUAAAUUUGCAUUUGAAGGUAUCUGCUCGGUUUUGUUCGAGACUCGUAUGGGCUGCAUGGAGGAGGUUAUACCUGAGGAAACUCAGAAGUUUAUCUUCUCAGUCGGGGAGAUGUUCCGGCUCUCCCCCAUCAUCGUCCUCUUCCCCAAGUCCCUCUGGCCUUACUUACCUUUUUGGAAACAGUUCAUUGCUACCUGGGAUCAUCUUUUCAAAGUUGCUGAGAAGUUGGUAAAUAAAAAAAUAGAAGAGAUCCAGCAGAACGUGGACAUGGACAAGAGCAUGGAGGGAGCUUACCUCACGCACCUGCUGCUCAGUGAACAGAUGACGGUCACUGAGAUCCUGGGGAGCAUCACGGAGCUCCUCCUAGCAGGAGUAGACACGACUUCCAACACCAUCUCCUGGUCGCUCUACCACUUGGCGAAGGAGCCAGAGAUCCAGGAGCAGUUAUACCAGGAGGUGAUCAGUGCCUGUCCUGGAGACAAGGUGCCGAGCAGUGAAGACAUUAACAAGAUGCCGUUACUGAAGGCCGUCAUCAGAGAAACGCUCCGGCUGUAUCCGGUAGUUCCAGGAAAUGCUCGUGUCACAGCUGAAAAUGAGAUCGUAGUUGGAGAUCAUCUCUUUCCAAAAAAGACUCUGUUCCACCUGUGCCACUACGCCGUUUCCUACGACGACAGCAUCUUCCCUGAUCCUCACACCUUCCUGCCGCAGCGCUGGCUCCGAGGCGGCGACGACAGGACCAAGCAGCACCCCUUCGGAUCGGUGCCGUUUGGUUUCGGGAUCCGGGCCUGUUUAGGGCGGAGGUUGGCCGAGCUGGAGAUGUACCUCCUUUUGUCCAGGGUGAUAAAGCACUACGAGGUCCGGCCAGACCCUGCUGGGAAGACAGUAAAGCCGAUCACCAGAACUCUGCUGUGUCCCGCCACGCCAAUCAACCUCCAGUUUCUGGACAGAGUAGCUGCUCCGGUCGAGGAGAGAGCGACAGCAUAAUCAGAUUCUUUUAUAUCUGGGCUGUUUGGUAUUCACGCCGCUCUGCUGUCGCGUUACUAAGCUCUUUGUUUCUGCAGAGUUCAACUGCAUAAACAGUAAGAGGAAUAAAGCACUGAGGUUUACAGCACAGGCUGGAUGGGAGGGGCAGUAGAGCACAGAUAAACCUUCUCUUCUUGUAAAUCUGAAGACUCUGUCCUGCAGUUUCUUUUAAUCCACCCUUUUGGAGAUGUAAGGGUUUAGUUUGCACAAAUCGUUGCAAAUGCAAAACUGAUUCAUGUCCUCAUUUCAUAUGCCACUGCCUUAAAAAGGGAGCACAUCUUUUAAUCAGCUUUCUAUUUUAUAGGGUUUUUGUUUGGAAACAUCAGGAGAGAUUUUAGAAAAAAUGUUCUGUUUAAUAGGGUUUGCACAUGAAGCGGGCCUUAUAUAGAUGUGCUUUUAUAUCAAUUUAAAGGGAAAAAUCACUUAUUUUUUCUUGUAUUAAACUUGUGCUAAAUAGCCAUACUUCUGUCGUGCCAGAACUUUACUUAAAAGUAAUUUUCGUUUUAAUUUAAGAGAUGCUGACACAUAAAGUCUGGUGUUAUUGCAAAGUGAAAGUUAAGAAAAACACAUACGGUAGAAGAAAAACAUUAGUACAGCAUAAUACUGCCACCGCCAUGCUUAAGGCUACUGUGCUCGCUGGGAUGUAUGCACAAAAUCAAAACCAAAAAAAGGUUUAGUUAUUAGUUUUUGUCCAUUCUAGCCAGUCAGUGUAGGUGUAAAAUUACUUGUUUUAUCC
Messenger RNA from Cyprinodon variegatus (sheepshead minnow), 2511 nucleotides. Its product is annotated as cytochrome P450 27C1. Bases 135 to 1736 code for a protein of 533 amino acids. Gene Ontology annotation, biological process: cortisol metabolic process; C21-steroid hormone biosynthetic process; cellular response to peptide hormone stimulus. Gene Ontology annotation, molecular function: monooxygenase activity; iron ion binding; heme binding. The transcript has 9 exons. NCBI's taxonomy places the organism in Eukaryota, Metazoa, Chordata, Actinopteri, Cyprinodontiformes, Cyprinodontidae. Gene Ontology annotation, cellular component: mitochondrial inner membrane. The record is from RefSeq and is a predicted model, not a curated record.